Porites lobata is the source of this 8882-nucleotide messenger RNA. The record is from the annotation of a GenBank genome assembly. NCBI's taxonomy places the organism in Eukaryota, Metazoa, Cnidaria, Anthozoa, Scleractinia, Poritidae.
AUGGACUCGGAAAACAACAUGCCCGGUGUCAACGGAGAAAUCAAGAAAGAUGGUGUCGAAACCGUCGACGAAAAGCGCGAUCUUGGCGCAAAACCAAAGAAGGUCGACGAUAAAAGCUCUAAGACUCGAAGGACGUCGGAAGUUCCGAGUUUAGACGCAGAAAGACAGUGUUUGGUUCAGCGACCGACAGACCAGCAAUGGCGUAAGUCGAUGUUUUUCUUCGUUUUGUAUCACAUGUUGGAAGACUUUUCUAAUUUACAAUUCACUUUUUCGGUAGAUGCCGCUGAAAUUAUACACGUCAGACCAGUGGAGAAUGGAAAAACUGAAUAUUACGUGCAUUACCACGGAUGUAAGUGUUAUUAAAACUUGUACGAAACCACAGUUUUGAGACUUUCGUUUAUCUAAGUCUUAUUUCCUCGGAUUUUGUUUUGUUCGAGAUCGUUUGGCGACCACUACUAAUAGCAUUACGCAUUAUUGGAAGUAGUGAAAUGAAAUUAGUCAAUAGUUAGUAUUUGUACUUUCUUUUGACUGAACAACCUAAAAUAACAACUUUAAGCUUAUAACUUGAGCUAAUAUUGAACGGUUCUUCAUGCAGAAAUGGCAUGUUGCAUUUCAAAACUCUUGACAGCGUAUAUUAGUGCUUGCCCUUUCAAUGGCGGCAAGCAAUUUCAGAGUUUCUUUGUCAAGUAGUCCUUUGAAAUAAUUGCUUGAAUUCUAGAAUAAAUGGAAUUUUUCCAGUAACUGACACAGCUGGGCUUCAAAAUUGUGAUUAAUUGUGACAGGGAAUUGGUAUUUUAGGCUACUUGGCCAGAGGUAUAUCAUGUGAAUAGUGUCCUGUAUUUAGACAGGAUCAGGGUUUACAUUGUCCAUACCAGUGUAUGGCAUGUUGUGAGUUACACUGGCCAUAGAGAUUUGGAUGAAAAUGCCAUUUUAAGCUUAGUCAAGCCACCCCAACUACCCAAAGGAUAUUGUUCACAAGGCAAGUUUGAUUAGGCUUUUGUUCCUGAUGACACAUUUCACCUUUGUAAGUUUAGGAAUGCACAAUGCCUCGAACAGUUUGGAUGAUCCGCCUGUGACCAUACUUGUCACUAUCCAGGUCUUGGUAUUGCUUCUGAUUUUCAACCAAUCAGAAGCACUACCCAGAUCUUAUCGGUCAGAAAUGGUCAGUAUGGAAUUUCUUUGCUUGUUUCUUAGACGUCAAAUUGUGGGCAAACCACAUUUUUUUUUUUAUUCAACCAAAAUGUUAAUGAUUACUAAGCCAGAUGCAUGUCCUUUUGAGAAAGAAAAAUUACUGGCAGCUCUGUUAUUCAGUCCAAUUACAAUGUGAUUACCAUUCUUGUUUGUUUUACCUUAGUCAAUAGACGUCUGGAUGAGUGGGUGCCUAUGGAAAGAGUUGAUCUUCAACAGAAAGAUGACAGUGUUCAUGUUCCUAUUUUGGAAGAAAAAGUUGAUAUUGAUGGGCCCGAAAGAAAACUGACAAGAAACCAGAAACGUAAACAUGAUGAGAUCAACCAUGUCCAAAAGGUAUUUAUUAGAAAUAUGAUGUUUAGUAAGCUGUGGGAGUUUUAAGUCUAAUUAACCCAUUCGCUCCUGGAGAUUUUGCCGAAAAACGCGUUUUGAAGGUAGUUGAGUGGUUUUCUGGUCACUGUCGUGCUAUAAAGAGUUAAAACUUACCACAAACUGGUUUGCAGGUCGUACACUUCGCGGCCUUCUGAUCCAGAUGCAAAAUAUCAGCUUGCGAAGUUCGGGCAUGCGCAGAAGGCAAAAUUUCGAGAUAGUUUUUGGGUUUUAAAGUGACACAGCAGUCUUGACUUUUACUUUUCGCUUUCUCUCCUCCCUUCUUUUUUCGCUUUUCUUGCCUCAUUUUUUUUUUUCUCUUGCUGGGCAUUUAGUAGGCUUCAUUUUGGUGGGAAUAGUUUUUAGGAAAACUUUUAGGAUCUUAGGAUUAGGUGAAAGGAAAGGUAGGUGAGUAAUGGAACAAGAUUUUCAUGGAGAUUUUCGUGUCAGUGUCACAUGGUUUUUUACUUCUUUCUCCGGUGUCCUUGACUGAAUUGUGCUCAUUCUUGUAUGGUUUGAAAGAUCUCUUCACUCUGCGCAAGUUAGCGAAGAAAGUUGUCCUUGACCGUUAAAACUGAUGACGUCACAAAGGGUAGAAAGGACCUGGAUCCGCACAGGUGGUUACGGGCGGUUCAGGGGCGAAUGGGUUAAGAAGGACAAAUAAUUUCCUUGUCUUUCAAGUAAUUAAAAUGACUUGAAGGGGCUGUGUCACACAGUCCAGUUCAUUUGUUUAAUUUUGCCAAUUGCUUGCCCGCAAUCGCUAAAUGGGACUUAAUGUAAGCAAAGAAAUUACAUGUAAAUGACAAAAUCAGAGAUUUGAGACAAGCAAAUAUGUCUCUUGAUCGUUAUUUUUGAAGUUGCAAACAGCAGAGAUCAACUUUGAAAAACUGUUAGGCUGAACAGUUUUCAAAAACCCUAAUUUCAAUCUGUUUCAAUCUUCUUCAGUUUUGUCCAUCCGUGGAAUCUGUUGUGUCUGUUGUGUUAUUUUAAACUUCCUUUAAUGUUUUAAGUGGUUAUUUUUAUGUUUCUCUCAAUCUAACGGGCAUUUUGUAAUUACCUAAUUUGGCUGAAUUUCGUGACACAGCUCCUUUAACAGAAAACUGAAUGAAGACUUUGCAGCGUGCAAAGAAAGUUGUGUCCGAUAGCCCGGGGCUAGUGGGUUUUUCUAUCGGGCUAGUGAUUUUUGUUCUUAACUUGCCCAACGGGCAAGUGGUUUUUUUGGGGGGAAAUUCAAAUUACAGAAGGUUUGUAAUCAAACCUGCUAAUCAAGAAGGGUUUUGGGGCUAGUUGAAAUGACUUGUGGGCUAGUACAUGCCAGCUACAGCUUGCCCGAAUGGCAGGCUGUAAAACUGAGUUUCUUUGCACCCUGCUUUGUAUGAAGAGAAGUGUAGCAGAUUGUCCCUGUUUGGGUCUUACAAUGCAGGUUAAAGGUUUGUUAAUAGUGGAAGGAAUUUUAUCCAGCUAGUUUACAAGUACUCCACUCAAAUACUGAUUUGAAAAAGAUAAUCCAAAUAGAUAAUCCCAAACUUGCAGGAGGCAGCCAGUUGGCAAAUUACAAGGGUAGCCAGGUUUUGAACUCAGGACAACUGAGAACAAAUCCAGCAAGUGACCAGAGCAUGACUCAAACAAAGGACUGCUGGAUUGCGGGUCUGACUCGCUGACCACUCAGCCACGCUGCCUCCUUUCUCAGAGAUCUUGAUACAAAAAUUUCAAACUAACCAUAACUGGUUGAAAAUCCUAAGUAGGAGAGGAAUCGGGACAAGGGACAGGCAGUGGAUAAGGAAGCUUAAGUAGUUGAACUCAGGGUUAGCACUUAGAACAAAUCCAACUGAGGUGACCAGAGUGAGAUUUGUACCCAUAGAGUCCUUAUUGAGAACUGUACCAUAAAACACUGGCUUAUGCUACUGUGGCCAAACACUUUCUUGUUUAAGGUGUUGAACUGAUUCAUGUUUCACUGUUUUAUUUGAGACCUAUGCUGAAAUGGAUCCUACAACAGCUGCUUUGGAGAAAGAACAUGAAGCUGUAUGUAUUUUAUAUACCCACUCAUUUAUUUACAUUUGAUUUUGUAUGAUUUGUUUGGUUGGUUGUUUGUUUACAUACUAUACAGGUUGUAAAUGGCAUGUGGCAAGCACUUUCACAACAAUUAUAAGUUUCCAAGCUACAGGCCACGAUAUACUGUAAAUGAAAUUAUUGUUGUCACUCAGAAAGAUCUCUACUCACGUUAAUUUUGGUGAGUGGGCAAGUAGAAGAAUACAAAUCCUGCUUUCUUGAACAGUAACCUAGUGUGGUUGCUUGUGAAAAAUUUUGCUCUUGAAGGGGGUAAAUUUAUUAUUUCUGAAUACCCAAUGUUUAUUAAGGUGUCGCUCAGAGAAAAUGAUGUAUUUCUACAAAUUGUAUUAACAAAGUAGUGAAAGUUUGAUUUUGAAAAGCAAUACAUGUUGUAUAGUUGCAUGACGUUGUCAAUGUAAUCUCGCUGUGUUUGUUUCCUCUUUCUUAAGAUUACUAAAAUCAAGUUUGUGGACAAAAUUCAGUUUGGAAAAUAUGAGAUAGAUGCCUGGUAUUUUUCACCUUUUCCUGAGGAGUAUGGAAAACAAGCAAAGCUGUGGAUUUGUGAAUACUGUAUCAAAUACAUGAAGUUUGAGAAAACGUACAAAGAUCACUUGGUAUGCUUCAUGACAGAUUAUGUUGUUUUAUAAGUAUCGCUUUUAUUGUACUUAUGUUUGGUAUGUUAACUUGUUGCAGUUAUGUCCAGUUAUUAAGCCAGAUUAAUGUUCUUGUUGCAAAACUUUGGGAGAUUGCUAACCCCCCUCUCCCGCCCCCCCUCGACCAUUUUGUUGAAGGAUUGAAAUGUGCUGAACACAAGUAGCAUUUUUACAACAAGACAAGUGGACUUCUGCUACAUGCAUGUUUGCAAAGAGCGGUUCUGACUGACUAGAAGCAUUUUUUACCUCAUCUAAAAUAUCACAAACUGUCCCACUACACAGGUCAGGUGAGGUCAGUAAUAAUAAAAGAAAGUGUAAACUGACUGACUGACUCACUGAUUUAUUCAUGGUUAUUUUGAAGUUUUCAUUUGCUGUUUCAUCUUCACUGCAGUUCUUCACAUCAUUAAGUGCUAAGCCCCAUGACAGCUGUGGUAUGGGUUAAGAUAUCCAUUGCAUUUUGUUAGGUGUCUUAAACAUGACGCUUGUGCCUAAUGUUCACACACAUGCGUCCAAAACUACGAGGUUUUAUCACUGAACACCUUUAAUAAUAAUUAUUUUGUAGGGAAAGUGUACAAUGCGGCAGCCACCUGGAAAGGAAAUUUAUAGGAAAGGAACAGUUUCAGUUUAUGAAGUGGAUGGAAAAGAACAUAAGGUACCAUAAUAGCAACAUAAAUGAAUAUAAAAGUAAAUAAUCUCUCAAAUAAUCUCUCAAUAAUCUCUCUAACCUCUAAAUAAUCUCUCUCCCUCGACAGUAUUUGCACAGUGUGGCUGAGCAAAUCACUGACACAAAUACAUCAUCUAAAACAUAACAGGGUCCACAAUCUCAACCUGUAGGCAGAGGCAGUUCAACUGACUAUUUGAUAUUAUGCAAGGCUCUCCUGGCUGUGCUCUAAGAAAAAUUGAAGGGAGCCAGGUGCUUUGACUCUGUAAAGGCCAGGGUGCCCGGCCAGCAUAUGAUUUCUAUGAAAAAAAGAAACUUAGAUUGUCUAUUUGCCCAGGAACAACAGUCAGGCAACAGGGGCAACUGGGCACUGCUAGAGCACAUCCUUGGUAUGUGAACAUUUUAACAACCCUCCAAGAUAAAGUUUUUGCUUGGUCGCCAUUUGGCAACCUACUCUUUUGGUUUAGGGAGACCUUUUGACAAAUCAAGUCGCCAACUCCAAAAUUUUAGGCGCAAUGGCGACCAAAAUCAUCCUAACUUGGAGGGUUGUUUAAUAGAAAAUACAUGUACUGCAAUUCUGAGUAGCCUCUUCAUUGUUUCAGAUAAAACUUUACCAUUUUCAUAUCAUUCAUCUUGCCUUUUUUUAUAUAAAGGGAUUAAUAGUUAUGUUGUCAUAAUAUAAUUAUACAGAGUGCUUUUACCAGUUAUUUGCUAUGAAAAAUCUUAUAAUAUUAGUUCGUAUGACAUUGUAUCCUAGAAAAAUACAAUGUAGAAAGACUGCUUGCAGGCUAACAGAAUAUGUGGUUCUCUUUGAAAGUAAUAUUUUCUUAAAUUUGGACUGUGAUAGAAAGUUUUAACAUCUGAAAGGUCAUUGCAUUUCAGUAUGUAACUUACAUUGUAAACAUUUGCAAAAAUGAAGCAUGAAAAAAUUCAGGCUUGAAAGGUAUGUGAAGUAAAACCCAUGUGACCUCUUCAAUACCGGUGGAGCACUACACAGUGAUCUUUCAUGUACCUGUUACAUGCUUCACUUUGUUGUUCACCAUUGUCGUUAAGUUGUCUUUAUCUUUUUUAAGUUAAGUCUGUGUGAUCUUCUGAUUCUCUUCACAGUUAUAUUGUCAGAAUAUCUGUCUUUUGGCAAAGUUGUUCCUAGACCACAAGACUUUGUACUUCGAUGUGGAACCUUUCUUGUUCUACUUAUUAACAGAAGUUGACAGGGAAGGAGCACAUCUUGUUGGAUAUUUCUCCAAGGUAUGUUCAAUUAUUAAAAAUUAUGUAAUACCCUGAACUAAACUUUGAUAAAUCACUAGUUAUUUUGUACUUCUGGGAUGAUGUUGUACACUAAUGUCUUAGUGAAGGUUGUUGCUGACCUUUUUUUUUGGUAGGAGAAAGAGUCACCAGAUGGAAAUAAUGUAGCAUGCAUCCUGACAUUACCACCAUACCAGAGAAAGGGAUAUGGCAAAUUCUUGAUUGCCUUCAGUGAGUAAACGGUCUUACCUUAACUUACAGACAAACUAUUUUGGAACUGUCAAAAUAUUCCUAGGAUGCAUGCAUAGUAGCUACUUACAUGUAUCUCAGAGGCAUUUUCCAUUGUAUGAAGAGUGAUGUUGCCCAAAGAAUGGAAAAAAGGGGUUUUACCAUUGUGGGGUUCAAAGCCUUAACUCACACACACCCCUCUUUUACUUACUGUCAAAUUUUUAAGUGAAGCAUCCCCAGUACAAGUUGCUAAGGAGGUGCCCCACACAAGCAUGUGUACGUGUUCCCAGCUUGAUGAAACUGAUGUUUGCCAUUUGACGUAAACGUGACUCAAAAACUCUCUAUUUUCAUUUCUUCUUUGAUGGACUAUUAAGUAAGAGACAGUUUCUCCCUGUGGACCUCCUUCUUGGAAUACUUGUUUUCUUAGGGCACUUUCUGAAAGUCAGAACUGAUCGGACCGGUCAUUUUGAAAAUUAAAUAGCCUUUUUGCAAGAGUUUGUGAUGAAAAACUAUUUCCUUCGUGCAUUCUAUUAAGGAUUUGACUGAUCUGAUUAGAUAGCUGACUAUAGUGAAAUUCUCAUUACAGCAGGAAUGGCCUGGCUGGUCAGUUCUGACAAAUACAAGGUGCUCUUAGUUUCAAAUUGAGUUGUUCUAAAUGCAUCUAGUUCUUGUCUCUGUAAUGCAGUCAUUUCUGUAACAAACCCUUGGUUUGACUCUGGCCAUCCAUUUGAUACCUGAUUAAAAGGUUCUGCCAUACUGCAUUUGUGCUGGACUGGACAUGGCCUUGCACUGUUAACAAGUUUCACCACUGAUGAUAAGACCUUAUUUGCAGGUUAUGAACUUUCCAAGAUAGAACAGAUGGUUGGAUCACCAGAAAAGCCCCUGUCAGACUUGGGUAAACUUAGUUACAGAAGUUACUGGUCAUGGAUUCUACUGGACAUUCUUCGCAACUUCAGAGGAACGCUGUCAAUUAAAGAUCUAAGGUUGGUGGAGUUCUGCGUUUGAAGCAAGUGUUGCUUGUUAAACCUCAUAAGCAACACAAUUUUCACAUAAGAAUAAAAUGAUUUUAUAUUUCACUAAUUUACUAAAUCUGUACAUAAUCUGUGCAAUGUGAUAUUAUUUUUUAUGAAUACAGUAAGAUUGCUUGGUCCACAUUCCAACCCAUUCUUUGUUGUUUCAAGAUCUUUGAAUUUACUGGCAAUUUAGCGGCAAUUUUUUCACUUUUUAACUGUUUUCUCUCUCUAAAGUCAAUGUACACCACACUUCACCGUGGUUUAUCUCUUUUACAUUGUUUGCGUGUAUUUGAGGUGAGAAAACGAAAUUGGCGAUUAUAUUUGUGCCCCUCCUUUACCCUAAUUUUUUAAGUCUACAAUCUGUGAAAGAAAGAUUCCACUCUGAAAAGGAAUUUUUAUUGUCCCCAUGAUGGUGAUCAGAAUGCAGAGGAAACGAAUUAUUUACCUUCUUUUACAGUAACAUGACAAGCAUAACACAGGAGGAUAUCAUCAACACGCUACAAUCACUUAACAUGGUAAAGUACUGGAAAGGCCAACACGUGAUAUGUGUCACACCUAAACUUGUCGAGGAGCAUGUCAAGAGUGCGCAUUACCGGAAGCCAGUACUUUCAGUGGACACUUCCUGCCUGAGGUGGGCGCCACCAGGAAAGAAAAUCAAGAAAGUGAAGCAUUGAUGCUGCUACUGCUGAAGUUCUGGGAUGUUUGUGACAUAACAGGUCGCGGGAUUAGUGAUGGAUGCCUACAUCUGGAACAUGUUAUGGUGGCUGGUUGUUCAGCAAGAUACAGAAUGCUGCAUAAAAUGAACAUAUAUGUGUAGCUUCAGUGAGUUUAAAGAAGCAGUGAGAUGCAUAGUUCUAAUUUGAACUGCAUGGUGUCAGGCCACUUGGAUGAAGAACUCUGGAACAAACGGAUUAGAUGUCUUUGCUGAUGCACUGAGAGAACUAAGCUUAAAGCAUCUCCGUCCCGGUUGAUGUACAUGCUCUUAAUGAUUUUAUCGUGUCACUGAUUUAGCCUCCAUGAUGGAUGCUACUUGUCCUCAGUAAUGUUGGGAGCAUGCGUCAACCCCUCCAUGCCUAAGAAACCUGCCAAACAUCAAAACUCAAGAAACACUCACCAGUUGAAUGGCCAUGGUAACUUCAGACUUACUUAAAAACAUUCAUAGUCCUCAUAAUCGACUCUGGCAGGGAAAUGGCUAGUAUCGCUUCCUUGCCAUAAAAUGGGAUUAAGAAGGAGAAGAAAGUAGAGAAAGCAAAUAAUUUAUAAUAAACUAAAGGUAAUCAACAGUACCUCUCUAAAACGAGGAAUGGGAACGAGAACUAGAACGAGCCAAUGCGAAGGAAAAUGAAAAAUGGGAAAAAACCUCAAACUUUAGCCCGAUCAGUAAGUUCACUAGCUAUUCUUUGUUUUGUUCCCAAUUUUCAUUUCCCCGUUUUUCAUUUUAGUAACUUCCCCGUGUACGUUUUUAUAUAGUUUCGC